AUGGAUUCUUACCGCACCUACUGGGCUUCUCAUCUCUUCAGUGGUUUGUGGGCUGAAGGGCAAGAAGAAGACACAUACGAGGUUGAAUCUCGGGUGCCUUUGCCACAUCCUUUUCCUUUCCCUGAGCACUUGGAUGACAACAAUUCUGUAGUUGUAAACACUUCCAUUUUUCACCUCAGCCACAAAAAAAACGGGCACGUUUUGAAAGUGGUGUCUAAAAUCUCCUUGCCUACACCUCCUUAUUCACUUGAACAUGCUAAAAUUGCUCAGACAGAACUCAUGCGAGAGUCCUUCAAAAAGCAACAAGAGGCCACAGAAUUUCUCAAGUAUCAGGAAGAACUACAAGAACGCCUGAAUGAAGAAACCAGAGCCAGAGAGCAGUUGGCUUUGGAGCUUAGUAAAGCUGAAGGCCUCAUUGAUGGUUAUGCAGACGAAAAAACAUUUCUGGAAAAACAACUCCAGGAAAAAAUGGAUGUAAUUGACCAUCUUGAGCAAGAGCUGCUGUGUACAGGUAACAAAUUGCAGGAGUUAGAGGCUGAACAGCAGUUGGUCCAGGAGGAAAAGGAGUUACUCUCCAGACAGAAGGAUGCCAUGAGAGCAGGCGUGGGGCCAGUAGAGCAGCAAUUGCUGGAGGAAACAGAAAAGCUCAUGAAAGAAAAAAUUGAAGUCCAGCGUCAAGCUGAGAAGGAGAACGAUGACCUCCGGCAGCAGGUCAGAGUCUUGGAGGUAGACUUGGAAGAGCAAGUCAGUCGGUUCACAGAGAUGGAGCAAGAAAAAUAUGCUGAGCUAAUGGACUUGAGGCAGCAAAACCAGGCUCUGGAGAAGCAACUUGAGAAAACAAGAAAAUUUCUGGAUGAGCAAGCCAUUGACCGAGAGCACGAAAGAGACGUAUUCCAGCAGGAGAUCCAGAAGCUGGAACAGCAGCUAAGAGUUCCCCAGAGGAGUCAGCCUGUCAGCGAGCAUCAGAACAGAGAGGUUGAACAGUUAACAAAUCACCUAAAAGAAAAAACAGACAAAUGCAGUGAGCUUUUGCUCUCCAAGGAGCAACUUCAGAGAGACAUACAAGAGCGAAAUGAAGAAAUUGAGAAACUAGAGUGCAGGGUAAGAGAGCUGGAACAAGCCUUAAUCAUCAGUGCAGACAACUUGCAGAAGGUGGAGGAAAGGAAACAGUUUGGCACCAUCAUAGUAAAGGGAGAAUUACCUCUUGAAGCACAACUGCAAGCUGAACGAGAAGCUGUGGACAGAAAGGAGAAGGAGGUCACAAACCUUGAGGAGCAACUGGAGCAGUUCCGAGAGGAGCUGGAAAAUAAAAAUGAGGAAGUUCAGCAGCUGCACAUGCAACUAGAAAUUCAGAGGAAGGAGUCCACUACACACUUGCAAGAACUGGAACAAGAGAACAAAUUAUUUAAGGAUGAAAUGGAAAUACUGGGACUAGCAAUCCGGAAAUCUGAAGAUGCCACCAUACCAGACCAUCGUUUAGUAGCUGGGAGACUGGCUCGCAUCAUGCAAGAAAAGGAGCAGGAAAUAGAACAUCUUCAUGAGCAAAUUGCAAGCCUGCAACAGCAGCUUGAAGGCACAACUGAUAACAAAGUUAUUGAAGAGCAAAAUGAGCAUAUAAGGGAGCUUGAAGCCCGGGUAGAAUGUCUGAAGAGUGAUCAAGAACGGGUGAAGAGAAAAAAUGAUGAGGAAAUAGAGCAGUUGAAUGAUGUCAUUGAUAAGCUUCAGCAGGAGCUGGCAAAUAUUGAACAAAAAGUGCCUGCAGACAUUGCUGCUCUUCAAGAAGAUGCUGACAGUCUGAAACAUACUCUUGAAACAGUUAUGGCAGAAAAGGAGGCUUUGGAGAAGCAAGUAGAAAUUGUAAAUGUGGAAGCAUCUCAGACAAAGAGUGAGCUUGAGGAAGCUAAGUUAAAAAUGACCCAGCUAGAGCAAGAAAUAAGUGUGUUAAAAAAAGAGAAAUGCAAGUGUGAGCUGAGGAGAAGUGAUAGGGAAGAACCAGAAGACAGAAGCAAGGGGAGAACUGGAAUACUGGAAGAAGGAUUAUGUGAGAAAUCAGAGUUGCUAGAUCAAUCCCAGCUUCAGCCUUCAGAUGAGAAUACAAGAGUCAGCAUCAGCAAGAUGGAGCUGCAACUGGAGCAACUUCAGGGAUGUGUUAAGGAAAGAGAUUCAGAACUGGUCCAGUCCUACAAUAAAAUAAAAGACUUGGAGGAGGAAAGGAAAGCAGAAAGAGAAACACUUGAAAAGAGGAUAUUAGAACUGGAAAAGACUCUGCUGGAAAAAGUUGCUGCUGCUCUUGUGAGUCAGGUUCAGCUAAAUGCAGUUCAAGAGCAGAGGAAAUUCAUGCAGGAAACUCAGGAAGCUUCAAGCUGUGUGGAGCAGAACAAUGAGGAUGCCCAAAAAGACAGUUUGAGUGAUGGAGCCCAAAGUGAAACUGAAUCAAAAUUAUUACUCUUAACCCAGAGGCUUGGUGAGAUGGAGGACCAGCUGGCACUGGUGAACCAUCGCUUGGAGUUAGAAAGAGAAAAUGCCAAAGGUGCAGAGAAGGAAGCUAAAGCAAAGGAAGAGAGACUCUUUGAACUUCAGCAGCUACUGCAGGGGCUUCAAGAAAAGCACAGUGGAGAGGCUCAGAAACACAUGGAGCAAGAAGAAAUGCAGCCACACCAGGUAGAAGCACAACUUGUGGAAAAUCAGAAAGAAAAUGAACUACAGCAAGUGAAAGAAGAGGCAGCUGCUGCUAAGGAAGAGCUGAGCAGUUACAGAGAAAAGGCAGAAAAACUUCAGCAAGAACUAGCAGUAAAAGAAGCAAGUCUGAUACAUCUUCAGGAAGACCUAUGCAAAGUCAAAGAGAACUUAGUUGAAGCAGAAGAGAAGUUUGCAAGUUAUAUGAGAAAGGACAAAGAACUGGCAAAAACUGAAAGCAAAAAGGAUGCAGAAAUAAUGUGUGAUUUGUCAAGCAGUGAAUCUGCUCUAAGUAGGAAAAACUCAUCAUCACAAACAGACCAGACUGUGGAAACCAACAGCUGUAUCCAGACUUCACCAGUCCUUGUGAGAAAUGCAGAGAUGCAGAUUGAUUUGCCAAAUGGGUGCUCUUCAGAGGAGAUGGCAGAGAUUGUGAGAGAAUUUACUGACAAAAUUGACCAAAUGCAGGAACUCCAUGCUGCUGAAAUCAUGGACAUGGAGACAAGGCACAUCUCUGAGGCUGAAGCAUUAAAGAGAGAGAAGUUUGUUGCAGUACAAGUGUUGACUGAGGAGUGUAAAACUUUAAAGGAAGUCAUAGAAACUCUACAAGCUAAAGAGGGCAUCCCAGUGUCUGGGUCGGCACAUUCUCCACCAGAUCAAGCUAGAGAUGGAGGUUCUAGUGACUCCAGUUCAGACUGGAGUCAAGGAAUGUAUCUUGCUCAGACCCAUGGAUCUGACACCGUAUCUGAAGGAAUAGAUGAAGGUGAAGCUUCAACAGAUUUACUUCCCAAAAAAAUCAAGGGCCUGCUGAAAGCAGUCCAUCAUGAAGGCAUACAGGUUCUGUCUCUCACUGAAUUUCCAUAUAGUGACAGGGAGGUGCCACCUGUUAAGCAAGAACCAGCAUCUUGGCUUGAGGAGAGAAAAGCUUUUCUAAGCACCAUUUCAUCCCUGAAAGACCUCAUUGCAAGAAUGCAACUUUCUAGAGAAGCUGAGGUUUAUGCCAGUGCAGAACCUCCUGAAGGUGGCUCAGACUGGCGAGGAGAACUUCUGUGUGCUGUUCAGCAGCUCUUUGUGAGAGAACAGAAUGUGCUUCUGGCUGCCUUUCAGACUGAACUUGCAGGGCUGGGCACAAGAGAUGCAGGGAUGUUGAUGAAUCAGUUGGAGCACAGACUGCAUGAUCAGGCUAGUGAGCAGAGAGCAGCAAUGGACUGUCUUCAGAAUGCAGACAGAAGAAGUUUGCUGAUGGAGAUUCAAGUGUUACAUGCUCAGAUGAACAGUAAGAAGAACAAUCCAAAGAGAGAACAAGAGGUGGAUUCAAAAACCCAAGAAAUGCUGGAGUACAACAUGCAGCAGAAACAGUCACAGAUACUGGAGAUGCAAGUGGAGCUCCGCAGUAUGAAGGACAGAGCAGCUGAGCUUCAGGAACAGCUGAAUUCAGAGAGAAUGAUGGGUGCUGAGCUGAAGAAUGAACUUGCACAAGCCAAGCUAGAGCUUGAGGCAACCCUUAAAGCGCAGCACAAGCACUUCAAGGACCUGGAAACCAUCAGGACUGAAGUUAAAGAAAAAGCAGCUGAGCUAGAUGUUCUCAAGGACACCAUGGCCAGUGAACAGAAAAAAUCAAGAGAGCUACAGUGGGCUUUGGAAAAGGAAAAAGCUAAAAUGGAACGCAGUGAGGAAAGAGGAAGAGAAGAGCUUGAGGAUUUAAAAUUUUCCCUGGAAGAUCAAAAGCAAAAGAACCUUGAGCUAACUCAACUUUUGGAGCAGGAGAGGCAGCUGUCAGCUGAUCUGCAGCAGAAGCUUGACUCCCAAGAAGCAGUGAGUGCUGCCCAGCUGUCACGUGAGCGAGGCCGCAGUUCCCAGCUGCAGGUGCUCCUGGAGUCGGAGAGGGUUCGAGCUCUGGAAAUCAGCAGUGCCCUGGAGAGGGAGAAAGAGCUCUGUGCUCAGCUUCAAAGUGCUGAGGAGAAAGGGCAAGCUGGAACACCUAACCCAUCUGAGGAGUUGCUGAAAGAGCUGCAGAAACAAAUGGAUGAAAAGCAUGACCGUGUAGUGGAGUUAGUGAGUGAGAUGGAGAAGUAUAAACUGGAAUCUGUGCAAGUGAGACAGCAAAUGGAGAAAGAAAGGCAGCUCCAGAGGAAAGCACUACAAGCAGAACAAGAUGCUAACAUAAUAGCACAGAAGAAACUCCAUGAACUGGAGUCCAAAGUAGAAGACCUUCAGUGGCAACUUGGGGAAAAGAAGCAAGAAGUCCAUAAAUUAGGGAACGAAACCAAGAAGUUGCAGGAAAUAAUCCAAGAGCUGCAGAAAAAAGAGGAGGAGAGUGAAGGAAGAAGAAAGGAAGCAGAAAGGACAGCAAAUGAGCCUACUGCCUGGGAUACACCCAAUGACAGAACAAGAAAUUGGGUUCUCCAGCAAAAAACAGAAGGAGGUGAGGUGAAAGAAUCCACCUACCCUAUGCUGACAGGAAGAGGAGAUCUCUCUGCUGCUACUGAGAUUUUGGAAAACAUCAGACAAAAGCUGCAAACCACAGCUCCAAAGCUGAAGCAGUUGGCUCGGAAAGCUGCUAGCAGGUUCCAGUUUGAAAUAGCAGAUGACCAGGACUUCACUGCAGUACAAAACACUAUUGAAGAGGCUGUUUCAGAGCUGCAGAAACUGCCUGGAUUGUCCUGCCUGGAAGAGCACGUGCUACCACCAGGGACUCCAUCCAGCUCACUGACUGAGAGGCUGCUGAGGCAGAAUGCCGAGCUGACAGGCUUUGUCAGCAGGCUGAGUGAGGAGAAGAACAAUUUGAGGAAUGCUGUCAUGAAACUGGAGGAAGAACUGAGAAGGCACCAGAAGAGACAAGCUUCUGGAGACUAUUCUUCUAGACACUCCUCAGAUGUUGGCGUUAAUAUUGACACUCUUGUGGCCUCUGAGAAGGAAAUGUGGAACAGAGAAAAGCUGUCCCUGCAGAAGUCUUUGAAACAAGCUGAUGCAGAGAUCUCCAAGCUGAGAGCAGAGCUCAGGAACGAAGCCUUCCUCAGAGAGCUGGGCUCAGAUUCUGACAAUGCUGUUUUAAGGAGAAUUUAUGGCAAGUACCUUCGAGCGGAGAGCUUUCGGAAGGCUCUCAUCUACCAGAAGAAAUAUUUGCUGCUGCUGCUUGGUGGGUUCCAGGAGUGUGAAGAGGCUACACUGGCCCUCAUUGCACGAAUGGGUGGACAGCCUUCCUACACAGACCUCCAGAUCCUCACCCAGCACUCAAAGGGGUUUACAAGAUUCCGCUCUGCAGUCAGAGUGUCCAUUGCAAUUUCGAGAAUGAAGUUCCUGGUUCGUCGAUGGCACAGGGUUACAGGUUCUGGUGUGCUGAGUAUCAACAGGGAUGCCUUCAGCCACAGCACAGGUCCUGAGUUACGGCCGGAGUCCUUCUCUGGGGGCAUGGAUCUUUACGGAGAGCAGCGGCAGUCCUACAGACCCAGGUCAGACACCUGCACGCUUCCGACCGGAGCAGAGUCAUGGAAUCAGUUCCACAGUAUGCAGAGUGAUUUGACCCCAGUCUCCUUCGCCUGCUCUCAGCUGCAGAACUACGACCCUGAGCGAGCUCUGAGUGACUACAUCCACCGGCUGGAGGCGCUGCAGCGGCGGCUGGGCAGCGUGCAGUCAGGUUCAACUUCAUACACUCAGCUGCACGUGGGUAUCAGAAGAUAACUGCCUCCCACCACCCCCAGCACUGGCAGUGAUGUUCACAGAUUUGCCUUCAGCCUCUGCUCUUUCUGUGCUUUUGUACGACCCGGACAGCGUGGGACCAAGAUGAACGCAGCCAGAGGAUUGUGCCCAGGCAGACUGGGACUUG
Indicator indicator is the source of this 6502-nucleotide messenger RNA. Its product is annotated as A-kinase anchor protein 9-like. Gene Ontology annotation, molecular function: molecular adaptor activity; protein kinase A regulatory subunit binding; potassium channel regulator activity. The coding region runs from base 1 to 6357 and encodes 2118 amino acids. Gene Ontology annotation, cellular component: centrosome; Golgi stack; cis-Golgi network. Gene Ontology annotation, biological process: regulation of ventricular cardiac muscle cell membrane repolarization; positive regulation of peptidyl-serine phosphorylation; regulation of Golgi organization. NCBI's taxonomy places the organism in Eukaryota, Metazoa, Chordata, Aves, Piciformes, Indicatoridae. The transcript is spliced from 30 exons. The record is from RefSeq and is a predicted model, not a curated record.